AUGGUGGAUGAAAUCCGAGGCGGACUCUUGUGCCUGUUCAACGGUUCUCUCUGCUCUGACAGGAUUAAGAGAAUGGCUGGGAUGAAGGAGUCUCAGAUCAGUGCUGAGAUCGAGCUUCUACCCACCAACGACAAGAAGAAAUGGGCACGCCCGCCCAUCUCCAUGAACUUUGAGGUCCCGUUUGCACCGUCCGGGCUCAAGGUUCGAUACCUGAAGGUGUUUGAGCCCAAGCUGAACUACAGCGACCAUGAUGUGAUUAAAUGGGUGCGCUACAUUGGCCGGAGUGGCAUCUACGAGACACGGUGCUAGCUUCCCGCGGGAUCGGGGGGAGGGGGGUGUUCUAUGUAGGGGGGCUUAAGCCUGCCUGGAUAUCACUACCCCCCCUACCCUCCAGCUCUGGAACAACAAGUUUUAAAAACAAAGAAUUGUAUUCAAUGAAAUAAUGCACCGGCCCUGUGGAAAUGAAUAAAAUGAGAUGUAACUUCGGGAAUGUGUCUGUGCUGGGUAACCUGCACCUGUCAUCUCUCGUUCCUGCCCUCAUCCAUUCAAACCCCAUCCUCAUCCAUUCAGACCCCAUUGUCUCCCUCACUGGACCAGCAGAGCAGUGCUAAUGUCCAGCUCUCUGUGACCUUUUUUGUUACUUUUUAAAAAUUUGUUUUAUUUUCUUUUAACUCUCCUCUCCUGUUUAGGUAACAAUGCCCUGUAAUCCUAAUAGUGAAUAUAACCUUUCUUUCCGCCUGUGUGUCUUCACUAUUCUAAUGAUUCUUAUACACUCGGCAUCCUGUAUCUCUCUCUCUCCUAUGCUAUCCUGAGCGUGCUGUGUAUACGUAUUGUAGUUCUAGUGUAGUCAGCAACUGGACAUAUCUUCAUGGAGUUAUAGAAAUUAUAACUUUUUUUUUUUUUUCCAGUGUGCUAUAGAUAGGGAUUAAUAGAUUGUGAUAAAUGUUAUCUGUGCAAUCAUUAGGAGAGCCCAGUUUCCCCUCCACACCCCCCCUGGUCCUCACUGUUUUUUCUCACCCUUCCUCUAUGCUGUGGGUUCUGUAUCCAGUGCUACAGUGUUUCAUUCUUGUGACCAGAACAGAAGCUUAAAGAAGAAUUUAAAAGGUGGCAAAAAUCUAUGUAUUUAAGAGGAGAGCGAAUAGAUGAAAGAAGAAAAUGGUUGACGUUUCAAUUCUCAAGUUUUUCAAUAGGAGUGAAGCGGAGGUGGUAUUUCCAGAGUGAAAUGCUCUGUGCAGCAGGCACACCUUCAAGACACUGUCAGAGUGGCUAACUUGCCUUCCUCUUAGUGCUCUGCUUCUGAUGGCACCAGUCCUGUAGGGGUACAUGCAGCCCCCUCUAGUGGUUACUGCUCUAGCUGCCCACAGGCAGUUCACUAAAUCCCUCCAGUCCCCUGAACGUGUGCCUGUUUGCAGCAGUGGCUAUGAAAUUACACUAGAAAGGAACCCCUCUUUGGGGAUCCAGGAAAAGAGGUGCAGUUAUUUUUCAAUGCAGUGCUGCUGCAGAGAAGUGGCUGGUUAGUUUGGAAGGAGACCGGCACCUAAUCCUGUUGCCAGUAGAUUUUUGAAUCUCUAAAUGUGGGUGACCUUGAUCAGCACAGCAGGUUGUGUCACACUGUUGGGAUCAGGCUGCACCCCCCUCUGAGCUUCUGCUGUGUUGGGAUCAGGCUGCACUUCCUUUACGAGAUACUCCUGUUUUGGAGUCAGGCUGCACCCCACUCUAUGAGAUUCUCCUGGAAGUGCCACCCAAGCCCACUGCCUCUCGCUUCAUUGUGUGAGUUCCAUUUGGUAACUUUGUGAUCGUCCAGUUAAUCCUAAUAAAACAUUAUAGAACAAA
Polyodon spathula (Mississippi paddlefish) is the source of this 1833-nucleotide messenger RNA. Its product is annotated as AP-2 complex subunit mu-like. Gene Ontology annotation, biological process: clathrin-dependent endocytosis. The record is from RefSeq and is a predicted model, not a curated record. Gene Ontology annotation, cellular component: AP-2 adaptor complex; cytoplasmic vesicle. Gene Ontology annotation, molecular function: clathrin-cargo adaptor activity. Bases 1 to 309 code for a protein of 102 amino acids. NCBI's taxonomy places the organism in Eukaryota, Metazoa, Chordata, Actinopteri, Acipenseriformes, Polyodontidae. The transcript has 3 exons.